This is a messenger RNA of Parnassius mnemosyne (clouded apollo), 1230 nucleotides long. The record is from the annotation of a GenBank genome assembly. Lineage: Eukaryota; Metazoa; Arthropoda; Insecta; Lepidoptera; Papilionidae.
AUGGAUCUAAUCGAAUAUUUGAUUAAACAAGGAAAAAAAUCUUGGACACAAGAAAAAACUAAAGAAGAAUUAAUAGAAAUUGCUAAUAUAUUAGCAAAAGAAACAAAAUUCUUGGACACGCAUACCAUCAAAGACGUUCGAAAAUACUUACGUGAAUACGUUGAUAAACAAAAAGAAAAAAUUCGUACAGUCCGCUUAAUCACUAGUCCUAGUUCUAUUAGCACAAUGAAUUCUAUCACUACUUUGGAAGUUUUCACCGGUGAAAAUUUGAAUGCGUACCAGCAACAAUUUGAAUGUUUCAUAGUUCUAAACGACAUCCCAGAGGAAAAGAAGGUCCCAUUACUUAUAACAAAACUUAGCACAAACGUUUAUGAUUUAUUGACCACAUUAUGCACACCCAUAUCGCCGGUUACCGAAACAUAUAAUAAUAUUUGCGAAAAACUGAGAAAAUACUAUCACCCAUUAAAAAAUUAUGCCCUUUAUCAAGCAGAAUUUCGAAGCAGAUGUCAAAAACCUAAUGAAACAAUAGAUCAGUAUAUUAUGGAAUUAAAGAGACUGUCUAAAUAUUGCAAUUUCAAAAAUUUAAAUGAAGAAAUAAAGGAAAGAUUACUAAAUGGUACUUACUGUGAUUCAGUUAAAUUUGAACUGUUGAAACAAGCCGAUCAGCCAUUAGAAAGUUUAAUUAACGUUGGAAAAACUGUGGAGACAGCAUAUAAGUUGGUUUUUAAUAAUGAAAAAGAGCAGGAAAAAUCACAAAUGUUUAAAAUACAAGGCAAAUAUUUUAACAGAAACCAUAGUGUUAUAGCUAGGCAAAAUGUAAACCCAGCCAUCCAGCAGAGUAUCACAUGUUUUUGUUGUGGUAAAAAUGGACACAUUAAAGCACAUUGUACCCUACGAGAAAAAUUUUGCAGUGAAUGUGGUGUAAAAGGCCAUAUCUUUAAAGUGUGUAGAAAAAAUAAGAAAAUAAAAGUAAAAAAUUUAAAUGUAGUGCAAAAAUUUAAUUCAGAAAAUAGUGAUGUAAAUUCGGAUAAAAACCUCCCCAUUAAAGACAUUGAAAACUUUGAUAUCUUCUGUUUUAGUAAUACAGGAAAAGUUCCAUCAACUACUUUAAAGAUCUUUGUAAAUGGAAAGGUACUAGAGUUUGAGGUUGACACUGGGGCUGAUGUAAGUACUAUUACUUUACUCGAUAAAAACAAGUUAUUCCCGGAGCUAGAGAUAAAAAAAAUGUAA